Messenger RNA from Arctia plantaginis, 1581 nucleotides. The record is from the annotation of a GenBank genome assembly. NCBI's taxonomy places the organism in Eukaryota, Metazoa, Arthropoda, Insecta, Lepidoptera, Erebidae.
AUGUUUGUGGCAGUUGUUUUGUUGUGUUUACUGUGCCUAACGGAAGGUCAUCUAGUGGAAUACAAAUGCGGAACAAUCGGCGACAAAUAUGUGGAGUUCACUCCAGUGGUGAACGUGCCUGGUCGAUACACCUUGAAGUUGUGUACGUUGAAGAACCCGAAUGUAACAGAUUGGCGUGUUGAGCUAUGGUUCUACGAUGGUCCAAACUGUAAUAAAACUAACCCUAAAUUUAGGGUGCAUUCCAUUUUCGAAGAACCUAUCAACAAUCCAACAAAUUGCAGUAAUGUAUGUUACAUUGUGAACUUUGAUGUUGUAUUUGCUGCAUGCUACAGCAUUCGCAGUGAAUUUAAGCCUGACAAGAAAACACAUAAAAUAGAUGACAGUUUCUUUCCUGUACAAAAUAACCUGACGAUUGACAUGUUUAGGAAAAGCACACCAAAGGUUAUCAAUAUUCCUAAGGACAAAGAUGUGUCUAUAAGAUGGAUCUACGCUAUGCCAAUACCCCACAAUUAUUCAGUUCUAGUUAAACGGAAGCAGGGUGAUGAGGACAAUUACAAGGAAUACCUCAUCCCGGCGCCUGGAAGCUGUAAAGUGUCAGAUACAAACCAAUUAAUUUGCGACCUGGUACUUCCCCCCGGCUGUUACAUAGCUUUCUUGAGGUUCGAAGCACCCUGGUAUCCUGUACUCAACUCGCAAACUGAAAUUUCAUAUAAAUUUUGUCGGACCUCUGCGCGGCCGCCGGUGGUGGUGGUGGGGGUGGGGCGCGCCGCGUGGUGGGCACUGGGCGGCGCGCUGGUGGGCGCGGCGGCGCUGCUGCUGAGCGUGGCGCUGCGCCGCGCGCUCCGCUCCAGGGACUACCACAAGCGCGUCAUCGCCGCCUGGCUCGGCGCCAGAGAAUCUGAACCGGCCCGUGUAGUAUACGAGGGGCCGACCGAAUACAACAUACUGCUUCUGUACGCCAGAGAGGGAGAACAUGGCCAGCGAGCCGUUGAUGCUCUCAAGGAUCUCCUACAGCAAACCAUAACUGGACAGGUGCUGGACAUAUACGCGGCGGCGGUGACGGCGCAGGCGGCGCCCGCGUCGAGCGCGUGGCUGCGCUCCGUGCUGCAGCACGCGCGCACCAAGGUGCUGCUGCUGCAGUCGCCCGCGCUGCUAACGCUCUACUCCACCCGCCUCAAGGAGCCCGCCAUGCAAUUGAGCGAGCCGCUGCUGGGCCGCGGCGCGAUGUACCGGCGCCCCCACUGGGGCGACAAGCUGCUGCAGCUGGCGCUGUGCCUCAUGACGGAGAACGUGUCCGCUCACCACCUCUACCACAAGUACUACCUCGCCACGUACGAGGGUCUGAGCGGCGAGGUGGUCCCGCAGCUGGUCCCGUACCGGCGCUACGUGCUGCCGCGCGCCGCGCCCGCGCUGCUGCGCGACCUCGCCCCCCCCGCCCCCACCCCCGCCGGCGAGCAGCCCCCGCCCCUCGACCAGUACUACGGCGUCGUGGACGAGUUCGUGGCGCACGUCCUCCACAACCCCGACUACCUGCAGGAAGAGCUCGUCACGCUCGCCGGGCCCUCCGGGGACGAUCUCUGA